Molecule: messenger RNA, 1010 nt
Organism: Propithecus coquereli (Coquerel's sifaka)
Lineage: Eukaryota; Metazoa; Chordata; Mammalia; Primates; Indriidae
Gene: PIH1D1
Product: PIH1 domain containing 1
Exons: 10
Coding region: 56-928 (290 amino acids)
Biological process (GO): box C/D snoRNP assembly; rRNA processing
Cellular component (GO): ribonucleoprotein complex; R2TP complex; cytoplasm
Source: RefSeq, a predicted model, not a curated record
AAGGGGAGACCCGAAAAGUGUGGGUUCCGAAUUGAGAAGGUUGGACGUAUUGGCCAUGGCGAACUCGCAGCUGCUGGCACCGGAGUUAAGCGAGGCAGAGACGAUAGGUGCUGAGACGGCGCGAUUCGAGGAGCUGCUGCUGCAGGCUUCCAAGGAGCUCCAGCAAGCCCAGACAACCAGACCAGAAUCUACACAAAUCCAACCUCAGCCUGGUUUCUGCAUAAAGACCAACUCAUCGGAAGGCAAGGUUUUCAUCAACAUCUGUCACUCUGCCUCCAUCCCUCCUCCAGCUGACGUGACCGAGGAUGAGCUUCUUCAAAUGCUGGAGGAGGACCAAGCUGGGUUUCGCAUCCCCAUGAGUCUGGGAGAGCCUCAUGCCGAACUGGAUGCAAAAGGCCAGGGCUGCACCGCCUACGACGUAGCUGUCAACAGCGACUUCUACCGGAGGAUGCAGAACAGCGAUUUCUUGCGGGAGCUCGUGGUCACCAUUGCCAGGGAGGGCCUUGAGGACAAAUACAGCCUGCAGCUGAAUCCGGAAUGGCGCAUGUUGAAGAACCGAACUUUCCUGGGCUCCAUCUCCCAGCAGAACAUCCGCUCCCAGCAGCGUCCUCAGAUCCAGGAGCUGGGGAACCUGGACACGCCCGACUCCAGGAGACAUGAGGAAGGCCCCGAGAAGCCUCACCUGAACCUCUGGCUGGAAGCCCCUGACCUUCUGUUGGCCGAAAUUGACCUCCCCAAACUGGACAGAGCACUGGGGCUGUCGCUGGAGAUCGGGGAGAACCGCCUGGUGAUGCGGGGCCCCCAGCAGCUGUAUCACCUGGAUGCCUACAUCCCCCUGCGGGUCAACUCUGAUGAGAGCAGGGCAGCCUUCCACCGGAAGAGAAAGCAAUUGAUGGUGGCCAUGCCCCUUCUGUCUGUGCCUUCCUGACCAGGUUGUCUCCCUAUGCUUUCAGAUGUGGAGAACAGGCCGGUGGCUUCCCUAAAAUUGAAAUAAAAGAUUUUUGCCUUUG